This is a messenger RNA of Cooperia oncophora, 237 nucleotides long. Lineage: Eukaryota; Metazoa; Nematoda; Chromadorea; Rhabditida; Trichostrongylidae. The record is from the annotation of a GenBank genome assembly.
AUGAAAUUAGAAGUGCGUUCACUCAACCAUUUAUCGCGGCUUGGGGACUUGAUAGAUGCCGACCAUCCCCCUCUUAGUGUGCUUAUAGAGGCGCUACGAAAGCUGAACUACGAAGCAAGAGCAGCUCUUCAACGCCUCCAGGAGGUUCCAGACAACGCGAGGGUUUUGAGUAGGCGCGACAGUGAAAGAAGGAUGAAAAUCGCUGAAGAAAUGAGAAGGAUAUCCACUCAAGGAUAA